Messenger RNA from Leptomonas pyrrhocoris, 1116 nucleotides. RefSeq names its product putative mitochondrial 3,2-trans-enoyl-CoA isomerase, mitochondrial precursor. NCBI's taxonomy places the organism in Eukaryota, Euglenozoa, Kinetoplastea, Trypanosomatida, Trypanosomatidae. Bases 55 to 1116 code for a protein of 353 amino acids. The record is from RefSeq and is a predicted model, not a curated record. Gene Ontology annotation, molecular function: enoyl-CoA hydratase activity. Gene Ontology annotation, cellular component: mitochondrion. The transcript has a single exon. Gene Ontology annotation, biological process: fatty acid beta-oxidation.
AGACCGUGUUACGCCGUUUUUCUUUGCUAUUCUCCUUCUCACCCCUCAGCAGUCAUGCGUCGCGUCUUCUCCACCUCUCUUCUUCGCUGCGUCGGCGCCGCCGGCGUGAGUUCGGCUGUGCUCUACGGCCCGCAGUUCCGCUUCCAGUCGCAGGCGCCGCCAGGUGUGCCGCCGAGCACGCGGGCACCGCCACAGCAGCAGCGACGCGACGGUGGCAGGCCUGCAGGCGGCCCCGACGCGGACCACCAGCACAGCCACGAUGCGGAGGCGGACUUCGAGCCGCCGCAGAAGCCCACGGAGGUGCCGAAGUUUGUCAAGAUCCACACCAACGAGAAGGGUGUCACCAACGUGCAGCUGGCGCGCGGCCCGGUGAACUCGCUGAGCCUCGAGUACCUGCAGGAGCUGAACCAGUGGCUGCUGUGGCUCGGCAGCAAUGACGAGACGAAGGCCGUGAUUGUGUCGUCUGCGAUACCGACGGUGUUCUCGGCGGGCCUCGAUCUGACGGAGGUGCACAACCCGAAGCCGGAGCGCCUGGCUGAGUUCUGGCACAACGAGCAGGAGCUGUGGCUCAUCCUGAACUCCUUCCCGAAGCCGAUCAUCGCGGCCAUCACCGGCAACUCGCCGGCUGGCGGGUGCAUCAUCGCGAUGGGCUGCGACUACCGCGUGAUGGCGCGUGGACCGAAGGACAGCGCGAGCAACAACCGCCUCUACCGUAUCGGCCUGAAUGAGGCGAAGCUAGGCCUCGUGGCCCCGCCGUGGGCGAUGCCGGCGUAUUCCUACCUGCUCGGGUCGCGUAAGGCGGAGCUGAUGCUGCAGCUGGGCGAGACACCGACGGCUGAUGAGGCGCAGAAGCUGGGGCUGGUGGACGAGGUAGUUGUUGAUGAAGAGAAGGCCGUCGAGGCUGCCUAUCAGCAGGCGGAGCGCUUCCUCGCCGUGCCGCAGCAGGCGCGCUGGAUGGCGCGUGACAUGAUGCGGCGAGAGUACCUGCAGAUGCUGGCCACGGACGAGGAGCGCAGCUACGACAGGGACUUCAUUGUGCAGUUUUUCCAGAACCCAGAGGUGCAGAAGAACCUUGGCGACUAUAUGGAGCGUCUCCGGAGCCGCAGCCGCAAGUGA